Paramecium sonneborni is the source of this 258-nucleotide messenger RNA. Lineage: Eukaryota; Ciliophora; Oligohymenophorea; Peniculida; Parameciidae. The record is from the annotation of a GenBank genome assembly.
AUGCCUGAAAGUUUUAGUGAUUUGAUUAUCUAAUAGUUAAUAAAAAAACUAAAAAAUUCUCAAUAAAAAUAGAAUGAAAACACACUACUUUUGAAAUUUUAAAUGAGCAAUAAAAAAAAUGAACGUAAAAAUAAAAAGUUAUUGUCUAUAUAAAAUAUCUGAUAGAAAGCUAGACUCUUAACUAAAACUAUUGUAAACUAAAAUUUUUAAUUUAGGUUAAUAUUAUAUUAUAAAAUAGUAAAUUAAAGAAAAUGAUUA